Fomitopsis serialis is the source of this 1990-nucleotide messenger RNA. RefSeq lists its product as uncharacterized. The coding region runs from base 25 to 1698 and encodes 557 amino acids. The transcript has 8 exons. Gene Ontology annotation, biological process: mitotic cell cycle checkpoint signaling; ubiquitin-dependent protein catabolic process; protein ubiquitination. NCBI's taxonomy places the organism in Eukaryota, Fungi, Basidiomycota, Agaricomycetes, Polyporales, Fomitopsidaceae. Gene Ontology annotation, molecular function: ubiquitin-protein transferase activity. The record is from RefSeq and is a predicted model, not a curated record. Gene Ontology annotation, cellular component: nucleus.
UUGGACUGAGUUUGCGGCAGCAUCAUGGCAGCCACCCAAUCCGGUACAAUAACCGAUUCGUCCAAAUUCGUGAUAUCUCUUCUUGCAACCGAACGUCGACCAUCCCUUCGUGCUCGCCGAUCACUAUCUCUCAGAUACAGGCCGAUGCCUCCUGACGCACUGCGCCUGCCUCCUGGACCUCCCUUGUCCACGCCUAUGCCGCUUUCUGGUGCAUUGCAGUCAGAUAUGUCUCGGUCGUACGCCCACUCUAAGCGAAGAGCAUCCCCCUCCUUCGAGGACGUGCAAGUGGAGUCUAGUAGGAAGAGACUGAAGGAUGAUCCGCAAGACGUGCCUGCGGGCGGUAGUGAGGCCACUGGACAAGUGGCUACGGCGACCGUAAACGGCGAAGCACUUGCGAACGAACUGGAACAAGAACUGCAGUGCGCAUGCUGCUCUGCGCUCGUGUAUCGGCCAGUGGUGGUGGUGCCAUGUCAACAUUUCUUCUGUGGAAGCUGUAUAGUAAUGUGGAUCCGAAAUGGGGGAACGAACUGUCCUGCAUGCAGGGGCAUGUCAACCGUUGUCACUCCUUCGCGCGCCUUGCAGACAAUGGUCGAUGUCCUCCUCCGACAUGCGCCGGAAAGAGCGCGACCAAGCAAUGAACGCAUACAAGCGGACGAGAUAUACCGGACUGGAGUAUCGCUCAGGAUUCCUAGCCCGAGGCAACAAUCUCCCGAGCCGAACCUCCAGCCCCGGAACACGAAUUACGUGCAGCCUUGCCCCCACUGUGCCCCCGGCAACCAGUACGGGUGGAUCUGCCCGCAACCCAUCGCGGAUCCGGAAGUUGACCCUGAUCAUGCCUGGCACACGGAAGAGGGCGCCCCGCCUGGGCAUGCGUAUUGCGGAAACUGCGAGAACGUCCUCGCGUCAACAGCGCCCACAACCACCAAGUGCGACUUCUGCCAGGUGUCUUUCUGCGGGAUUGGUAUCCCGGGUCGCUGUGUGGCGGCACCGCUCCUUAUGCAGUAUCCCCAUGGCCUGUCGGACAUCUCCGACCUCAUACAGUGUGGCGAGAUCUACGACUGCUUCGACUCGAAUACCGUAGAAGUGGACAUCAUGCUCGACUACUUGACCGCACAGCGUCUGACGCCGAGGCACAUCUAUCGCGAAAUCGUCGCGUAUAUACAAACUUCACCGCGCCAGUUUGCGCCCCUCAUCGAAUUGGACCUCUUCCAGGACGUCCACAACGUCGCAGGUGGGCCGGACCCCGGCCCAACUGCACAUCGGAGCCGAAUCUGCCGGCUCUGCGCGACCGAGGUGUUCCUUUGGGGCCUGCGCGAUUGGUGGGUCCGAGAGCGGAGGAAGGGCUUCCUGGAAGAAUACGUGACCAGGCGACCCGACUGUCCUGAAGGGAGUGGGUGUGACCGACAGAAAGACCAUGACAAUCACAUCAUCAUCCCGCAAGAUGCACCUGCGGCGACGUCUGCGUCCUCUUCUGGAGCUGGGCCAGCUGCGGCGCCCACUACGUCCGCAAGGCCAGCCCCGCUGUAUUUGCCCUUGGCGACUUCGUCUGGCGAACGCUCCGCAUUACCGCCCUUUCUGCCUCCAGUACCUCCUUACGAAGCGGAAGCGGAUCUCGCCCUGCUGUCACAGUUUUCUGCGGCGGUAUCUGCACCGGCGUCGUCACAGGACUUCCGGGACGAGGUUGACGCGAUGCUAUGAAGGGUGUUUCUCUAUUUUUGAUACCGUUCUUCUGGGCAAAUUGGAAUGAUUGGGAGGUAUCAUCGACGUACACGGCUCGUUCUCAUCACUUCAGCUUCAGGUAGGUGUCUUAAUACUCGGCCCCUCAUCAUCUUCUCAUGCCCUUACUGUGGAUCGUGUACAUUAUAGCUCAUCUGUACCACAUCAUGCAUCGUUUCUGGAAUAUAUGACUUCGGUAUAGCUUCACUCAGCACUGAGAGGCUAACACCUGGUAUUGACUAUUAAACGCAGCACGGUCUAUACAACAAUAAUA